Molecule: messenger RNA, 312 nt
Organism: Talaromyces rugulosus
Lineage: Eukaryota; Fungi; Ascomycota; Eurotiomycetes; Eurotiales; Trichocomaceae
Exons: 2
Coding region: 1-312 (103 amino acids)
Biological process (GO): nucleosome assembly
Cellular component (GO): nucleosome
Molecular function (GO): protein heterodimerization activity; structural constituent of chromatin; DNA binding
Source: RefSeq, a predicted model, not a curated record
AUGACUGGCCGUGGCAAGGGUGGAAAGGGUCUUGGAAAGGGUGGCGCCAAGCGUCAUCGCAAGAUCUUGCGCGACAACAUCCAGGGUAUCACCAAGCCCGCUAUCCGCCGUCUCGCUCGCCGUGGUGGUGUCAAGCGUAUCUCCGCCAUGAUCUACGAGGAGACCCGCGGUGUCCUCAAGACCUUCCUCGAGGGUGUCAUCCGUGAUGCCGUCACAUACACUGAGCACGCCAAGCGAAAGACCGUCACAUCUCUCGAUGUUGUCUACGCUCUUAAGCGUCAAGGCCGCACCCUUUACGGUUUCGGUGGUUAA